AUGCUCGCUGCGCGGCGCCGCCGCCAAGACACUCAUCACUGUGUACGAAACUGGUCCAAUUUACUCAAUAUCAGUAGUCAUCCAACGGUUCUUGACUUGAACUUCUCAUUUGGCUACAAACAGGCGAGAAACAGGCCAGGUAGCGCGUCCCACAGGCCAGAAGCAGCUCCGUUACGUUGCGACUGCGCGCACCGGCGCGUAGGCGCACUGGCGCGGACUCUGAGCCACUGCGCCUCGCGCUGUCACAGUUUUCUUGCAAGCUUGUCAAACAUCCUUCAUCUCAGAGCUACUAAUCGCGUCGCUCGCACGCGAAAAACGUGUAUAGCACAGGAGUACAUAAUAUAG
Molecule: messenger RNA, 345 nt
Organism: Lachancea thermotolerans CBS 6340
Lineage: Eukaryota; Fungi; Ascomycota; Saccharomycetes; Saccharomycetales; Saccharomycetaceae
Product: KLTH0B01518p
Exons: 1
Coding region: 1-345 (114 amino acids)
Source: RefSeq, a predicted model, not a curated record